GUUACACCAACUUAAAAUGGCCAAGAUUGCAGUGAUCUUCGUUUUGUUCGCCCUGUUCGCCGUUGUCAUGUCUGCACGCAUCGCACGUGAGGAGCCGGCUAAGCCUAAUGAGCUGUUAGAUGCAAUUACAUCUGGACUUAACAAACUCGUUGAAGAUGUAAAAUCAAACCUGACUCCGGAGAAAAUUGAGGAAGCGAAGAAACAAAUUGAAAAGGCUUUUUCUGACGCUCUUACGGCCGCACAAAGUUCAGCAGCUAAGCUCAACGCAGAUUUCCAGAAAGUUACACCUUCUCCCUAGGAAGUUAAUGGAUGGCAAUUUAUUCACUUUACCAAAUAUGUCGCUAAUAAACGUGUAAACUAUAAAACAA
Messenger RNA from Drosophila takahashii, 368 nucleotides. NCBI's taxonomy places the organism in Eukaryota, Metazoa, Arthropoda, Insecta, Diptera, Drosophilidae. The record is from RefSeq and is a predicted model, not a curated record.